Nothobranchius furzeri (turquoise killifish) is the source of this 2915-nucleotide messenger RNA. RefSeq names its product kinesin-like protein KIF2A. NCBI's taxonomy places the organism in Eukaryota, Metazoa, Chordata, Actinopteri, Cyprinodontiformes, Nothobranchiidae. Gene Ontology annotation, biological process: microtubule-based movement. The record is from RefSeq and is a predicted model, not a curated record. Gene Ontology annotation, molecular function: microtubule binding; ATP binding; microtubule motor activity.
GAGGUGAGGCUGGUUGGAGACAGCUACCGCGCAUGCGCACCAGCCCCGGUCCUCUCCUGCGGCUGACAGUGACCUCAGCCUCCGCAGCAGCGCCAGCUCUCAACCUGGGCAGGACGGGACAGUAAACGCGAGACGGGGAGCGAUGGCCGGGAUCUUCGGGAAGAUCUUCGUGGGUAUUUACGUGGAGAUCAAGCGUAGCGACGGACGAAUACACCAGGCCAUGGUCACAUCACUGCAUGAAGACAACGAGAGCGUGACCGUGGAGUGGAUCGAAAACGGGGACACGAAAGGGAAAGAGAUUGAUCUGGAGAGCGUCUUUGCUUUGAAUCCAGACAUUGGUCCUGAUGAAGAAAUCCCACAGAGUCCUGAAGCUCCUCUUCCUCCGUCCAGUGUCGCCAAAACCGGUCGAGUUCCAAAGACCCGACGAACCACAGCGAUACCGAAGCCUGAAAACACUCAGCGGGAAAACAGAGCUGCAGCAGUGGGAACCACCCGGGCCCGUCCCAGUCAGCACAGCCAAGCUGCAGAGCCACCUCCGCCCUCCAUCGCCCCACAGUCUGCAGUCAACCAGGCACUGAUGCAGCAGCAGAACGCACGAAGGAAAUCCAACUGUGUGAAGGAGGUUGAGAAAUUGCAGGAGAAACGAGAGAAGAGGCGACUUCAACAGCAAGAGCUCCGAGAAAAGAAGGCUCAAGAAGUUGACGUCAAUUUACCAAACUAUGAGAUCAUGUGUAUGAUCAGAGACUUCCGAGCCAGUCUGGACUACAGACCUUUAACAUCCAACGAUGUGAUCGAGGAGCACAGAAUAUGUGUGUGUGUUCGUGCACGUCCUCUCAAUAAAAAAGAGCUGUCGGUGAAGGAUCUGGAUGUGAUCACUAUUCCCAGUAAAGACGUGGUGAUGGUCCACGAGCCAAAGCAGAAAGUCGACCUCACUCGCUACCUGGAGAAUCAGACCUUCCGCUUCGAUUAUGCUUUUGAUGAGAACUCCACCAAUGAAAUGGUUUACAGGUUCACCGCUCAGCCGCUGGUUGAGACCAUUUUUGAGAGGGGCAUGGCGACCUGCUUUGCUUACGGACAAACUGGAAGCGGGAAAACGCACACGAUGGGAGGAGACUUUUCUGGAAAAAACCAGGACUGCUCUAAAGGAAUCUAUGCACUGUCUGCCAGAGACGUUUUUCUGAUGCUGAAGAAACCUGCCUAUAAGAAGUUGGAUCUGCAAGUUUUUGCCACGUUUUUUGAGAUCUACAGUGGCAAAGUGUUUGACCUGCUGAACCGUAAGGCCAAGUUACGGGUGCUGGAGGAUGGGAAGCAGCAGGUGCAGGUGGUGGGGCUGCAGGAGAGGGAGGUGAAAUGCACCGAGGACGUUCUCAAGCUUAUUGAGAUGGGGAACAGUUGCAGGACUUCCGGUCAGACGUCUGCCAACGCCCACUCCUCUCGUAGCCACGCCGUGUUCCAGAUCAUCCUGCGCCGGCGGGGGAAGAUGCAUGGAAAGUUCUCCCUUAUUGACCUGGCGGGGAAUGAGAGAGGGGCGGACACGUCCAGCGCUGACCGCCAGACUCGACUGGAAGGAGCAGAGAUCAACAAGAGUCUGUUGGCACUCAAGGAGUGCAUCCGAGCCCUGGGCAAAAAUAAGCCACACACUCCAUUCAGAGCGAGCAAGUUAACCCAAGUGCUGAGGGACUCCUUCAUAGGAGAAAACUCCAGAACAUGUAUGAUUGCGACCAUUUCACCUGGAAUGGCUUCCUGUGAAAACACACUAAAUACACUAAGAUAUGCCAACAGAGUGAAAGAGUUUGGAAUCAGUCCUUCAGACAUCCCCUUCUCACAGAGCGCUGGUGGAGGAGGCCGCUCGGAGCUCUCUCCUUCAUACGAGGUGAAGGACCUCAGUAUGGACCCUGCAGCAGUGAUGGAAGGAGGACACAUCACCCAGCUGGAGGUUCUGGAGGCUCAGUGGGGCAUUGGUAGCUCUCCUCAGAGAGAUGAUCUCAAACUGCUCUGUGAACAGAAUGAGGAAGAAGUUUCCCCACAGCUGUUCACCUUCCAUGAAGUGGUUUCUCAGCUAGUGGAGAUGGAGGAGCAGGUGCUGGAGGAUCACAGGGCGGUGUUCCAGGAGUCAAUCCGCUGGCUGGAAGAUGAGAAGGUUCUUCUAGAGAUGACAGAGGAGGUGGAUUAUGAUGUUGAAUCAUAUGCAACCCAACUGGAGCAGAUCCUGGAUCAGAAGAUAGACAUUCUCACUGAGCUGAGAGAUAAAGUCAAGUCUUUCCGUUGUAAUCUCCAAGAAGAGGAACAAGCUAGCAAACAAAUAACUCCCAAGAGGCCUCGAGCGCUUUAAAUAUCCAACAGUCUCUGUGUAACUCGGACUCGUCCUGAGGCAGGAGAAGGUCUGCUGAGACGAGACCCGGGGCGCUGAUUUACUCAGCGGUGGUUUUAUCACCCACUCUGCUGUGUGUGUGUUCAGGUUCCUCCCAUCAUCCAUCUGUAAAACCGAAGAGCCGACCAUCGACUCUGCUUUUUAUCCUCAUGUCAGGUGUGCGUAUGUGUGUGUGUGUGUGUGUAUGCGCGCGUGCAUGUUUUGUGUGCAUGAAAAGUCACAAGUGCUUUAGUUAAAAGCAGUAAAAUUUGUGAAUAUUUAUCUGUUUUAAACCAGUUUUUAAGUCAGUCACAGCUUAUCUUUGUUAUCAUCACUGUUGAUUUGGGCCAAUUUUCUAAACUGCUUUUGCCAUUUUGUGCAAUAUUUGGUGGAUUUUCUUCCUGGUCUUCCCCUCGUUUCAGUCCAAGGGAUGGGAUCAGGAAAGUUUGUGUUCAAAGGGAGCCACGUUGCAUUUGGUUUGCAACUGUGCAUUGAAACAGUUUUGACCAAGAAGAAACCUAGCACUAAUUUACACAACAGUUAUUUGACAUUUAUGAAAACAAGU